AUGGAGGAAGAAAUAUUACCGAAUACUUCUGGGGAAGCAUUGACGAUUGCUCCAAAUGUAUAUGACACUGCAAAACUCCAGGAGCAUCUUAGUAAACUUCUCCCUUUGCUCUUGGAUGUUGAUAAGGCGGAAUUAGAAGACUCAGUAUGGUCCUCGGAGGAAAACAUUAAAAAAUUGGAACGCUUCGCUAUUGAACCACAGUUUCCUAAUUUAUAUGUUGUAAAAACCAAGAAAGAGACUGAUAAGGAGAAAAAAGACGAACCGCUCUCGGAGCCACAUUCGGAUCCAUCUUCUGAACCGUCUUCGGGACCGCAAGUUUACGAAUAUUCCCUGAUCCAGGAACUCAAUUAUGAUCCAAACAAUGUUGCAUGUGUCGCAGUCAUUAAACAAGGGGCCACUUUAGAUGCUAAUCGCACCAUUCAAUCACAAAUUCAAGUUGUUAAUUUACCUGGCCCAUCUACCAAUGAUACUGGAGCGGCUGAUGUGAGUCCGUAUGAAGCCUUAUAUUCUUACAUUCACUCGGCUGUCACUCCUUAUUUCGAUGCCUAUGUCAUCGCGAAAGGCACAAAUCACGAAGGUGUCCAAAGGAAGUUUGAUGAUUCUAAAUCUAGCAUUUCUAUGGCAAAGAAGAAGAUUAUCGAACUAGAAUUAGCACUCCUCAAUCUGCAACAAAAUGUUGAAAUUCCCGAAAUAACUCUUAACAUCCAUCCCAUCGUUCAAGACGUUAUUGAGAAGUGUAAACGAGAAAAUAAACGUGUUACCGUAGACAUGAUCGAUACUUCAAUUAUCGAUUCUGUAUUCUUAAAUAAACUUCAAGGGGAUGUAUAUGGUUGGGUUAAAGAGAUCCAAAAGGUUACAAAAUUAUCACGUGAUCCAUCGAAUGGUACAGCAAUCCAGGAAAUAAACUUCUGGUUAGGAAUGGAAACUGCCCUUGAAGAUAUUAACGAACGUCUUAAAAGUGAUGAAAUCGUUCUCACUAUGGAUAUUCUCAAACAUGCUAAACGUUAUCUUGCCACAGUAUCCUUUAUGGCCGAUACGGGGUUGAAGGUUGCUAUGGAAAAAGUACAUAAAUACAAUCAACUGAUGAAAGAUUUUCCUCUUAACGAACUUUUAUCUGCGCCUGAUGUGACGAGAGUAAAAGAAGCCUUGCAUGAUAUAUUUGAUCAUUUUAAAAAAAAAUUGAAAUUAUCUCCAUACCCUAUUAAGAACGCUCUUCUUCUCGUUGAAGCCAUCUCGCGUGAUUUAAAUGAGCAAUUACUUAAGGUGCUAGCCGUUCGUAGAUUGAUGUACAUGGAAUAUGACGAAUUCGAAAAAAUAAUGUCCGGCGCCGAAGAAGUGUUUGGAACUUGGGAUGAAAUGAUUAAAGAUUUUACGAACGUUGCACGCGAAGUUACGCGUAAACGUUCAGAAAAAUUCAUUCCAAUUAAAAUUACCCCAGCGCAUGAUAAACUUGAAGAACGUGUUGCUUUUGUGCGAAGUUUCAGAAAGCAACACGAACAACUCUACCAGACGAUUAUUAAAGUCAUGUCACAACCUAAAGGAAAUGCCAAGAUUGUUGUUGAAGGGAGCGACAACGUAGUACAGCAAGAAUCAGAGAAUGUUAACAUUAAUGAUAUUAACUCUUUAGAGGAAGUAAAGUUGGCUUAUGAGAGCGUUAAGGACAUUGAUGUGCUAGAUGUAUCGAUUGAAGGUACUGAGAUCUGGAUGCAAGCAGAAAAUGCUUAUAAUGAACGUGUUUCCAGAGUUGAAAAUCAAAUUAUCGCGAGUUUAAGAGAUCGUCUCGGUACUUGCAAGAAUGCCAACGAAAUGUUCCGCGUAUUCUCUAAAUUCAACGCAUUGUUCGUUAGACCAAAGAUUCGCGGUGCCAUUCAAGAAUAUCAAACACAACUAAUUGAAUCAGUCAAAGAUGAUAUUGCCAAGCUUCAAGAUAAAUUUACAAGGCAAUAUCUCAAAUCCGAGGCUAAUCACAUGGCUCAGCUUCGUGACCUUCCAGCUAUUUCUGGGGCUAUGAUUUGGGCUCGUCAGAUCGAACGUCAAUUGCAAACUUACAUGAAGCGUGUUGAGGACGUUCUUGGUAAAGGUUGGGAAAAAUAUGCUGAGGGUCAAAAAUUACAAAACGAAAGUAAUAACUUUAAAAGAAAAUUGGACACCAGACCCAUUUUUGAAGCUUGGCACAAGGACUUUACCGAUCGCCGUGAACUUAAUGUAUCUGGCAGGUUAUUUGAAAUCACGAGAAACCGCGCUCAAGGAAACAUUCUUCAAUUAGGAGUAAAUUUCGAUCCUCAAAUCAUCACCUUAUUCAAAGAAGUACGAAAUUUGUUGUGGUUGAACCACCAGGUUCCACAUGCGAUUAGUAGCCUUGCAAAGGUUGCUAAACGUGUAUAUCCUUUUGCCGUUAGUCUUAUGGAGACGGUCAGAACUUACGCCCAAACUGUACAAAAAGUAAAAAAACAUCCCGAUAUUAUAAUGCUAGUGGCUAGUUAUCGUAAUGAUGUGCAAGCAAUGAUUGCAAAGGGCAUUAAUUAUGAAUGGCGAUACUUUGUAGAAACAUAUGAUCGUAAUUUCCGCCCAAAUAUGCAUCUUCCUGGUGGCACACUGGAUCCACCCGAGAAUAAGCAUGAUAAGUUUGUCAGGGAUUUUGCCAGCAGCGUGUCCAACUUUCAAGAUAAAAUAGAUGCUUUAAUCAAUAGUUAUGAUGACAUCACUCGUCAUAUUGAGGACCUAAAAACGUGUGCUUACAGGAAAGAAAAAUUCAGUUCAAAUCUAGAUAAAAUCCAGAAAUUGAUCGAUCGUUUAAAUUUCGAAGCGUAUUCAAAUCUCAACGUUUGGGUCUCACAACUUGACAAACGUGUUGAGGCGAUACUAGUCUAUCGUUUGCAACACGCCAUCGCUUCGUGGACCACUGAAUUUGUGGCAUCCGGUGAUGAAUCAACAAACUCCGGCGAAGUUAGAGAAGCCGUUUCGGUUACUGGUAAACGUAUCAAUGCUAAGAAGAAGAGUCAUAGAAAAGAUUCUAUGGACGGCGAUAGACCGACGAUCACCAAAGCGGAGAAGCCCAACCUUGAGGUCUCUAUUCAUGAAGUUCGGAUUCGUAAUCAAGUAAUUUAUUUGGAUCCACCAAUUGAGGAGGCCCGAACGAAGUGGUACAAUCAAUUACACAAAUGGCUUUCCGUCGUGUGCAAUUUACCAAGACUCCAAAGCUCUCGAUAUGAGAUUAACUUACAAGUUAGGAGUUCAGCUUCUCAGGAGACAACAUACUCUGACCUAUUGACCCAAAUCCCCGAUAACUCACUAGGAAAAGCUUAUGAUGUGAUCGAAAACAAAUUAAAGGAGGUCUCUCAGUACGUAAACAUUUGGUUCCAAUUCCAGUCACUUUGGGAUCUCGAGGCCAGUCAUGUAUAUUCUUUGCUUGGUGACGAUCUCGCCAAGUGGAAACAGAUUCUUGCCGAGAUUAAGAAGUCUCGUUCUACAUUCGACACGUCUGACACCGCACGUUCAUUCGGUCCUAUUGAGGUUGACUACGAACAAGCUCAAAGUAAAGUUAAUGCAAAAUAUGAUGCUUGGCAAAAAGAAAUUCUCAACAAGUUCGGUGAAAAGCUCGGCGAUUUUAUGAAAGAUUUUCACACAAAUGUAUCGCAUGCUCGUAAGGACCUUGAAAACCGUUCCAUGGAAAGCAAUAGCACUAGUGAAGCAGUCGGGUUGAUUACAUUUGUACAAGAGCUUAAGCUCAAAGUUGCCAAAUGGCACCAAGAUGUUGAGAUGUUCCGUGAAGGUCAGAAAACAUUGGAGAAACAGAGAUAUCAAUUUCCUAGCGAUUGGCUCUACGUAGAUCAGGUUGAAGGAGAAUGGAGUGCAUUCAAUGAAAUAUUGAACAGAAAGGAUAAUGCAAUUCAAGAACAAAUUGCCGAAUUACAAAAGAAGAUUGUUGAUGAAGAUACGAUUGUGGAGAAGGAAAUUGAAAUAAUUGUUACAGAAUGGAAUGACAAAAAACCAAUUCAAGGGGAUACCAAGCCUUCUAUCGCGAUAGACACUCUAAGUGACUUUAAAGGUCGCGUUACCAAGCUUAAGGAGAAAUACGAUACGGUUUGUCGUGCAAAAGAAGCUCUUAACAUGGCUUUGGUCUCGGAGGCUCGUCUUGAACCUGUUCGUGAAGAACUCGAAGAUCUCCAGUCGGUGUGGAACGCUCUUUCCGAUGUCUGGAAAUCUAUUGAUAAAAUUAAAGAAUUGUUAUGGUCUUCGGUAGUUCCACGUAAAAUUAGGCAACAAUUGGAUGGCCUUCUCACCACCACCAAAGAAAUGCCGAAUCGAAUGCGAACUUAUGCUGCUUUCGAAUAUGUUCAGGACACUAUAAAACAGUAUAUUAAAAUUAAUCCAAUACUCGUUGAACUUAAAUCUGAGGCAUUGAAAGAACGCCACUGGAAACAGUUGUUCAAAGUUCUUCCUAUGCGUUCUCACUUCCUAUUUUCUGAAAUGACGGUUGGCCAUAUCUGGGAUUUCGAUCUGAAGAAAAAUGAGCAAGUCAUAAAAGACGUAGUAACACAAGCCUCUGGUGAAAUGGCUCUGGAAGAAUUCUUGAAACAGGUCAAAGAAACGUGGACCAAAUAUGCCUUGGAACUUGUCCAGUAUCAAAAUAAAUGCAAACUUAUUAAAGGUUGGGACGAAUUGUUCACCAAAAGCAGUGAAAAUCUUAAUUCAUUAACUGCCAUGAAGAUGUCACCCUACUAUAAAACUUUUGAGGAGGACGCAUCAGUUUGGGAAGACAAGUUAAACCGCGUUCAUGUCUUAUUUGAUGUGUGGAUUGAUGUUCAACGCCAAUGGGUGUAUUUGGAGGGUAUUUUUAGCGGAAGUGCCGACAUAAAACACCUACUUCCAGUUGAGACGCAACGUUUCCAAAAUAUUAACACGGACUUUGGGGCAGUAAUGAAGAAAGUCAAUAAAAAUCCGUUUGUUCUUGAUGUUUUAAAUAUUCCUAAUGUUCAAAAGUCUUUGGAGCGUUUGGCCGAUUCUUUAUCCAAGAUUCAGAAGGCUCUUGGUGAAUAUUUGGAACGUCAGCGUUCAACUUUUCCUCGAUUCUACUUUGUUGGUGAUGAAGACUUGCUUGAAAUUAUUGGUAACAGCAAAGAUGUCGUUCGUAUCCAAAAACACUUCAAGAAAAUGUUUGCUGGUAUUUCUAAUAUUGUUUUGAACGAGGACAACACCGUUAUCCUUGGUAUGUCUUCUCGUGAAGGUGAAGAGGUUCCUUUCAAGAAGCCAAUUGUUCUAAAAGAUUAUUCGAGAAUCAAUGAUUGGUUAACCGAGAUCGAAACUCAAAUGAGAGUAUCUCUUGCUGAGUGUUUGUCUGAGGCGAUGAAAAAAUUGGGCGAUUUUUACUUGAAAGAAGAAUUAGAUACAAAUUUAUUCCUGGAAUGGAUAGAAAUAUUCCCGGCCCAGUUGGUCGUAGUUGCCAUACAAAUUAUUUGGACUCGAUCUGUUAAUGAAGCACUUGAAACCAUAGAAAAAGAUAAACUUCCUGAACUGACACCAAUGAAAGGAUCUCUUGAUUACGUAUUACGAGCAUUAGAUGUGUUAGCCGAUACUGUGCUUCAGGAUCUGCCUUCUACAAAACGUAAAAAGUGUGAACACUUGAUUACCGAGCUUGUGCAUCAACGUGAUCUUCUUCGUCAAUUAAUCAGCAACAAGAUUUCUUCAAAUAAGAACUUUGAAUGGCUUUAUCAAAUGAGAUUCUACUUUGAUGAUAAUGUGGAAGAUCCAUUAAAACGCCUGAACAUUAAAAUGGCCAAUGCACAGUUCUACUAUGGCUACGAAUACCUUGGAGUUCCUGACCGUUUGGUACAGACUCCUCUUACUGAUAGGUGUUACUGUACUCUCACUCAGGCACUUGAGGCAAGGUUAGGAGGUUCUCCAUUUGGUCCGGCAGGUACUGGAAAAACGGAAUCAGUCAAAGCCUUGGGUGUACAGCUUGGUAGAUUUGUCCUUGUAUUCUGUUGUGACGAAAAUUUCGAUUUCCAAGCUAUGGGCCGUAUUUUCGUCGGUUUAUGUCAAGUGGGUGCGUGGGGAUGCUUUGACGAGUUUAACCGUCUCGAGGAAAGAAUCUUGUCCGCUGUAUCUCAACAGGUUCAAACCAUACAACUUGGUCUCAAGGCUGCCGUAACUAACCCGAAUGCAGAGGUCGAAAUCGUCGGCAAGAGUCUAAAAGUAAACGCCAAUACCGGUAUAUUUAUCACAAUGAAUCCUGGCUAUGCUGGACGUUCAAAUUUGCCUGACAAUCUGAAGAAAUUGUUCCGUAGCAUGGCCAUGACAAAACCUGAUCGCGAGUUGAUCGCACAAGUCAUGUUGUACUCUCAAGGUUUCCGUACUGCCGAAAUUCUCGCUUCAAAAGUGGUUCCAUUGUUCAAUCUUUGUGCCGAACAACUUUCUCCGCAAGCACAUUACGACUUUGGUCUUCGAGCUCUAAAAAGUGUGCUUGUGAGUGCUGGUAACUUGAAACGGGAACGUCUUCAAUCCCUUAGAGCUUCAAACGCCGAUCAAUCAGAGUAUUCUAGAAUUUCGGAGCCUAUACCGGAACAAGAAAUCUUAAUUCAAAGUAUUAGAGAAACCAUCGUACCUAAGCUCGUUUCAGACGAUAUUCCUUUAUUAACCAGUUUGCUUGCCGAUGUGUUCCCCGGUGUGGAUUACGUUCCGGUGGAUCUUGAUAAACUUAUGGCUGAAAUUAAAAAUGUGUGCGCCGAGAAACGCCUUCUUGAUGGUGAAAUGUGGAUGGAGAAGGUGCUUCAACUCUAUCAGAUUCAAAACAUACAUCACGGUCUCAUGAUGGUUGGGCCUUCCGGUUCUGGUAAAUCUCUUGCAUGGCAAGUUCUUCUAGAAGCUUUAGAACGCGUGGGAGGAAAAGAAGGUGUAUCAUAUGUUAUAGAUCCUAAGGCGGUUUCCAAAGAUGCUCUUUAUGGUACUUUGGACCCAACAACUCGUGAAUGGACCGAUGGUUUGUUCACUCAUAUUUUACGUAAAAUCAUUGAUAAUGUUCGUGGUGAAAGUCUUAAAAGGCAUUGGAUUAUUUUCGAUGGCGAUGUUGAUCCCGAGUGGGUAGAAAAUUUGAACUCCGUUCUAGAUGAUAACAGAUUAUUAACAUUACCGAAUGGAGAGCGUCUUAGUCUUCCAUCAAAUGUUCGUAUCAUGUUUGAGGUGGAAAAUCUGAAAUACGCCACUUUGGCUACUGUUAGUCGUUGCGGUAUGGUGUGGUUCUCUUCGGAAGUAGUUACACUUAAGAUGAUCUUUCAUAAUUAUUUGGAAAAUCUGAAAAAUGUGCCUUUGGACGAUAGCGAGGAAGAGGGGUCUCCUAAUCGUAGAAGUGAUGGAUCUGAUGAUUCUGUCACUCCUCAUCUUAGCACACAACGAGAGAUCGCCAAUAUUCUUGGAAAACAUAUGACCGACGAAGGCUUUGUCACAAAAUCUCUUUAUUAUGCCGAAAAAUUGGAUCACAUCAUGGAUUUCACCCACAUGCGUGUUCUGAAUACCUUAUUCUCUUUGUUGAACAAAACCGUACGUAAUGUAAUCGAAUACAACAACAAUCAUCCAGACUUCCCAAUGACCGCUGAUCACUUGGAAUCCUAUGUCACAAAACGAUUGGUACUCGGUGUUAUCUGGAGUUUUUCGGGUGAUGCGAAAUUGGAUUUACGUGCGAAACUUGGCGAUUACGUUCGUGGAAUUACAACUGUCGAUUUACCACCUGCGCAAACCGGUUCAUCUGUUAUUGAUUUUGAUGUUCAAAUUAACAAUGGUGAAUGGCUCUCAUGGACUGGCAAGGUUCCAACCAUAGAAAUCGAAACUCAUACCGUCUCCGAAGCUGAUGUGGUUAUCCCUACAGUGGACACUGUGCGUCACGAGGAAGUAUUGUAUUCUUGGCUUUCCGAGCACAAGCCCCUUAUGCUCUGUGGUCCGCCAGGUUCCGGAAAAACAAUGACAUUAUUUAGCGCACUAAGAAAAUUGCCUGACAUGGAAGUAGUAGGUCUCAAUUUCUCCAGCGCGACCACCCCUGAAUUAAUUCUCAAGACGUUUGAACAGUAUUGUGAAUACCGUAAAACACCGAACGGGGUCAUCCUAUCACCUAAUUCUAUUGGCCGCUGGAUCGUGGUAUUUUGUGAUGAAAUCAAUUUGCCUGCUAGUGAUCAGUACGGUACCCAGCGGGUGAUUUCAUUUUUGAGGCAGUUGGUCGAGUAUAAUGGUUAUUGGAGAACCAGUGAUAAAUCAUGGGUUAAGCUUGAACGCAUUCAAUUUGUCGGCGCCUGUAAUCCCCCGACUGAUCCCGGUCGAGUUCCAUUGACUCACAGAUUCCUUCGUCACUCCCCGUUAGUCAUGGUGGACUAUCCUGGUGAAAUCUCUCUUAACCAAAUUUACGGUACCUUUUCUCGGGCUAUGCUUAAGGUCGUUCCUGCGCUUAGGGCCUACGCCGAACCUCUUACCGCCGCAAUGGUGGAACUUUAUCUCAUGUCACAAAAACAUUUUACUCCCGACAUUCAAGCUCAUUACAUAUACUCCCCUCGUGAACUGACUCGGUGGAUGAGGGGUAUAUUCGAGGCUAUUAAACCCAUGGAAACGCUCUCUCUUGAAGGAUUGGUUCGCAUUUGGGCGCACGAAGCUUUACGAUUAUUCCAGGAUCGUCUUGUCACCGAAGAAGAAAGGAAAUGGACUGAUGAUGCUAUUGACUCAAUUGCUAUGAAGCAUUUCCCCAACUUGAACCAAACAGAGGCACUAGGACGUCCAAUUCUAUUUUCCAAUUGGUUAAGUAAAACAUACAUUCCGGUGGAACGUGAGGAAUUACGUGAAUAUGUCAAGGCUCGUCUUAAAGUUUUUUAUGAAGAAGAGUUGGAUGUUCCGUUGGUAUUGUUCAACGACGUGUUGGAUCAUGUACUUCGUAUAGAUCGUGUAUUUAGGCAGAUGCAAGGACAUUUACUUUUGAUCGGUGUCAGUGGUUCAGGAAAAACUACACUCUCUAGAUUUGUUGCUUGGAUGAAUGGCUUAAACGUAUUCCAAAUAAAAGCUCACAAUAAAUACACCGGUGACGAUUUCGAUGAAGAUCUAAGAACAGUUUUGAGGAGAGCUGGUUGCAAAGGAGAAAAGAUUUGCUUUGUUAUGGAUGAGUCAAAUGUUCUGGAUUCCGGUUUUCUCGAACGCAUGAACACUUUACUGGCCAAUGCCGAGGUGCCAGGUCUAUUUGAAGGUGAUGAGUAUAGUACCUUAAUGACAAGUUGUAAAGAAGGUGCUCAAAGAGAUGGAUUGAUGUUGGACUCUCCCGAAGAAUUGUACAAAUGGUUCACACAGCAAGUUAUGAAGAAUCUACAUGUCGUGUUCACAAUGAACCCACCCGAAGGUGGUCUUGCUUCCAGAGCGGCGACAUCGCCAGCUUUAUUCAACCGAUGUGUUUUGGAUUGGUUUGGAGAUUGGUCCGAUCAAGCUUUCUUCCAGGUCGGAAUGGAAUUCACUCAGAAUUUGGAUUUGGAUCUACCUAGUUACAAACCACCGUCACGAUUCCCCGUUUCUUAUCGCGGAUUGCCACAAGAUCCUCCACAUCGCUACGCUAUCGUCAACGCCUUUGUCUAUGUGCAUCAAAGUCUUUAUGAGAUCAACGCUAAAUUAAGCAAAAGGCAGGGUCGUUACAAUUAUGUGACUCCUCGCCAUUACCUAGACUUCAUUAAUCAUUAUGUGCGCUUAUUUAAUGAAAAACGUGAAGAUUUGGAGGAACAACAACGUCACUUAAACGUCGGUUUGGAUAAGUUAAGGGAGACGGUCGUCACCGUUGAUGAACUCCGUAAAAGUCUAGACAUUAAAAACGCGGAACUUACGGCUAAAGAAAUUGAAGCUAACGAGAAAUUAAAGAAGAUGGUUGAGGAUCAACGAGAAGCGGAACAGCAAAAAAUUGCUUCCGUAGAAUUACAGGAGUCUCUUAAAGUUCAAACAAAGAUGAUCGACGAACGUCGAUCCGUCGUGUUAAAAGAUUUGGCCAAUGCAGAACCUGCAGUCGAGGAGGCCAAAAGGAGUGUGCAAGGCAUCAACAAAAAACAUCUCACGGAAGUGCGAUCUAUGGGUAAUCCCCCCGAACCUGUCAAAAUGGCAAUGAGUUCAGUGUGUGUAUUACUGGGACAUCCCGCAGAUAGCUGGAAAAUGGUUCAAGCUGCCAUUAAAAGAGAUGACUUUAUUUCUAGCAUUGUUCAAUUUGAUACUGAUGCCCGAAUGACAAAACCUAUGCGAGAAAAAAUGAAAAACGAGUACCUUAACAAACCGCAAUAUAAUUACGAACUAGUCAACAGGGCCAGUAAGGCUUGUGGUCCAUUGGUUAAAUGGGUAAUCGCGCAGGUUCAAUACUCUGAAAUUUUAUACAAGGUUGGUCCGUUGCGUAAUGAGGUGAACGAAUUGCAGAGUCAACUAGAGGAAACUAAACUAAAGGCCACAAGUCUUCAAAGGAUGAUUGAGGAUUUAGAAAAUAAGAUAUCAGUUUAUAAGGAAGAAUAUGGCAUCUUAAUUAGUCAAAAAGAAAACAUCAAACAAGAUAUGUUGAGUGUCAAGAACAAAGUUGAUCGAAGUGUAACUCUUCUAUCGAGUUUGUCAUCGGAAAAGGAAAGAUGGGAAUCGGGAAGUCAAACAUUUGAAACACAAAUGGGAACAAUCGUUGGUGAUGUCUUACUUUCAGCGGCGUUCCUUGCCUACGGUGGAUAUUUUGAUCAACAGUAUCGUGAGAUUUUGCUAAAUAAAUGGAUCAGCCAUCUUAUCGACGCCAACGUUCAAUUUAAGAAUGAAAUAUCAUUAACAGAGUAUCUUUCAACAGCCGAUGAUCGGUUAUCUUGGCAAGCAAAUUCACUUCCGGCAGAUGACCUUUGUACCGAAAACGCGAUUAUGCUCAAACGAUUCAACAGAUACCCUCUGAUUAUUGAUCCAUCCGGUCAAGCAACUUCCUUCUUGCUGAACGAAUACAAGAGCAAGAAGAUCACCGUUACAAGUUUCUUGGACGAUUCUUUCAUUAAAAACUUGGAAAGUGCGCUUCGUUUCGGAAAUCCAUUACUCAUUCAGGAUGUCGAACACCUUGAUCCCAUUUUAAAUGCUGUUCUCAACAAGGAAUUGCGUCGUACCGGCGGUCGUGUUUUAAUCCGAUUGGGAGGUCAAGAUAUUGAUUUCUCUCCUUCAUUUACGCUAUAUCUCUCGACGCGUGAUCCUUCUGUAAACUUCCCUCCCGAUGUUUGUUCUCGUGUGACAUUUGUGAACUUUACGGUAACCCGUGGUAGUUUACAAAGUCAAUGUCUCAAUCACGUGCUAAAGGUUGAGAGACCUGAUACCGACAAAAAACGAACAGACCUUAUUAAACUCCAAGGCGAAUUCAAAUUGAAAUUACGUCAUCUCGAGAAAGCACUUUUGCAAGCCUUGAACGAAUCCAAAGGAAACAUUUUGGAUGAUAUCAAAGUUUUGGAUACACUGGAAACAUUAAAGAAAGAGGCUGCAGAUGUCACCCGUCAAGUAGAAAAAACUGACAGCAUUAUGCAAGAGGUCGAGCAGGUGACAGCCCAAUACACUCCACUGGCUCAAGCUUGUAGUUCAGUCUUCUUUGUGAUGGAACAAAUGAAUCUAUUACACCACUUCUAUCAGUUCUCACUUGAAUUCUUUUACGAAAUAUUCCAAUAUAUUCUUCACGGUAAUCCAAACCUCCAGGAUAUUACCGACGUUUCCGAAAGACUAAACAUUCUUAAGCGUGAUCUAUUUUUCGUAUCUUUCCGUCGGGUUUCACGAGCACUUUUACAUGAAGACUAUUUAACAUUCGCGAUAUUGUUAGCACAAAUAAACAUUCGUAGUUCCACUAGUCAGGUGGAUGAUAAUGAAUUUGAUUUCUUGUUGAGUGGAGGUGACGUUGUACCGGGAACAAAGGUUUCUGCAAGAGAAUUAGGACUGAAAGAUGGACUUUUUGACAGCGAUCUACUUUGCAAGAUAAAGGAAUUCUCUACCCUUCCAUGUUUCGCAGACCUUCCAAAAAAUAUUUCCAGCAACACCGAAGAAUGGGUAGAGUUUAUGGAAUUAGAUGCCGCCGAAAAGAACGUACCUGAAUUCUGGGAUAGUUCAUUGCCCGUCACUGUUAUACAGUUGCGCAAAGCGUUGUUGAUGAAAUGCUUCCGUCCGGACAGGCUUAUUCCAGCGGUAUCGGAAUUUGUUUCUAAGUCAAUCGAUCCGACUUUCUUGAAUCAAUCAGAAUUAGACCUUAAGGCACUAGUUCUGGACGAAAUUCAGCCAACCACACCCAUCGCCCUAUGUUCUGUACCUGGAUAUGAUGCAAGUUAUCGUGUUGAAAACUUGGUGGACGAAAUUAAUGUACGUUGCACAUCUGUAGCCAUGGGAUCACAAGAAGGUUUUAACUUGGCCGACCAAGCUAUUGCCGCAUCAGUCAAGAAUGGAAAUUGGGUAUUAUUGAAAAACGUCCAUCUUGCACCUUCCUGGCUCGGUCAAUUAGAGAAGAAAUUACAUAGCAUGAAGCCACAUCAAAACUUUAGGUUAUUCUUAACUAUGGAAACAAAUCCAAAGGUCCCAGUUAAUCUGCUAAGAAUGAGUCGAAUCCUUCUCUUUGAACCUCCACCAGGUAUAAAGGCUAAUCUCUCAGACUCUCUCAAGAGCAUCGCCCCUAGUCGUCUUACAAAGGGACCCACCGAACGUGUCCGUCUCUACUUCAUGCUUUCUUGGUUACACGCCGUUGUUCAAGAACGUCUACGUUAUGUACCUCUGGGUUGGACAAAGAUCUAUGAGUUUAACGACUCCGAUCAAGACUUUGCAAUUAACACCAUUGACGCAUGGUUAGAUUCAGUUGCUCAGGGCAGGUCCAAUAUUGCUCCCGAUAAAAUUCCAUGGGAGGCCAUUCGUACAUUAAUCUGUGUGGCGGGAUACGGAGGUCGUAUCGACAACGAAUUCGAUAAACGUCUCCUAGAAUCAUUUGUGAAUGAAUUAUUCACUCCCGCUGCAUAUGAUUUGGAUUUCCCUCUUGUCGACUCCGACUCUAGUAAUCUGGCUAUACCCGAGGGGAAUAAAAUGAAUAACUUUAUGGAUUGGGUCAAUAACUUACCAGAACGUGAACCUCCUAUAUGGUUGGGUCUGCCAAGUAACGCAGAAAAGGUCUUGGCUACGUCAAAAGGUUACGCGAUGCUUGUAAAAAUCAGAAAAAUGAAGAGUUUGGCCGAUGAUGACGAAACCGAAUAUUCUCAAGAAUCAGGAAAACAAUCCUCUACACAGCCAGCAUGGAUGCGUUCCUUAUAUUCUACUGUUGACAACUGGCUAAAGGCCUUGCCAGAGAAAAUACCACACAUGAACCGCACGCCGGAGAGUAUCAAAAAUCCCCUGUUCCGAUUCUUUGAUCGUGAAAAUUCAAUUGGUCGUAGUCUGCUCAAGAAGAUUCGCCAGGAUUUGGAAGACAUAAAGAAAGUUUGCGAUGGUGAACUCAAACAAACCAACCAUUUGCGUAUGUUACUUAACUGCUUGACCAAAGGUAUUAUUCCUGAUCAUUGGAAGAAGUAUAAGAUCCCUAAAACAGUGUCCCUUAAUCAUUGGGUCGCCGACUUUAAGAGUCGCUUGCAGCAAAUUGAAGGCAUCACUAGGGAAAACGAUUUUUCAAACAUUCAGGUCUGGGUUGGUGGACUUUUCAUGCCAGAAGCGUAUGUCACUGCCACACGCCAGGCGGUAGCUCAAGCACAUAAAUGGUCGCUGGAAGAACUGUCUUUGGAAAUCGAUUUAAAUAAAUACGGUGAUUCCGAUUCUUUCACCAUUUCCGGACUUAAGCUAGCAGGCGCACAAAUGAAAAACAAAGAAGUUCAACUCGAUAUAAACCCAUUAAACAAACUAGAAUUAUCACAAUUGAGAUGGGUCCUUAAAUCAAAUACUUCUCCUGUCAGCGAGACAACUAUAAAUCUUCCGGUUUACCUUAAUGAAGAUCGAAGUGACCUGCUCUUUAUUAUUAAUGCAAACGCGAAAGA
This is a messenger RNA of Acaulospora morrowiae, 13988 nucleotides long. NCBI's taxonomy places the organism in Eukaryota, Fungi, Glomeromycota, Glomeromycetes, Diversisporales, Acaulosporaceae. The record is from the annotation of a GenBank genome assembly.